UGGCCGCUUGCGGUGGAUGCAAUGUCGGGGAUUUGGAAAUGAACGUGUGCGUGUAGACCUGUGUGUUUGCGUGUGUGUGUGCGUGUGUGAUGGCGGUGACACAUCUGUUACAGUUGUGUGUCUGUCGACCGGCAGCGUGUGCGACACUCCGAGUGCACAGGAGCUGCAGGUAUCGCCAGUUGUAUCGGAGCGACUGCAAGUCUUCGAGUCGCUCAUUGAAAAACAAGGCAUUAAGAGGGUGGAAGCUUCAGAGAAACCCCUCAGCAUUCGAUUGGCUGAUGGCCGGACGGUGAAGGGAAAGGCAGGAGUGACCACACCUCUCUUUGUUGCUCAGAGUGUCCGGGUGAAGGGGGCACUGGUGAGUAAGGUGAAUGGGGAGCUGUGGGAGCUUGGACAGCCCCUAGAGGCAGACUGUGAACUACACCUUCUGGGGUUUGACACAGUAGAGGGGAAACAGGCAGCAUGGAGGACAGCAGCGUGUGUCCUUGGCGGCGUGUUGGGGGGGGCCUUUGAUGCCGAGGUUUGCAGAGAAGGCGCGUCAGAGUUUGGGUUUUACUGUGAUCAUCUGAAAGAUAAGAGUGCCUUGUCUCUACAUGAUGUGGAGGACAGAUGUAAGGAAGCGGCAGCUCUCAAACUCCCUCUGUCCAGACUUGAGCUGAAUGUAGACGAGGUGCGAGAGCUCUUCCAGAGCAGUAAUUUGAGACUGCAGCUUGUUGAGGAGCAGAUGAAUGGCCCCAACGUCGCAGUAUACAGAUGUGGAGACAGCAUCGGGGUCUGCACCGGCCCCCUCCUCCCACAUACCGGCUUCCUCAAGGCCUUCAAGAUGCUCCAGCUGUCGCCCGUCACCCUGGCCAAUCAGACGGAGUCUUCAGGUCUGAUGCGUCUGUUUGGCGUUGCCUUUCCAGGAGAGAAGGACAAAGCUGAGUGGGAGAAGGAGCAGGAGGAGGCGAGGAGGAGGGACCACAGGCGCAUCGGAACAGACCAGGAGCUGUUCUUCUUCAAUGACGUCAGUCCAGGCAGUUGCUUCUUCCUGCCGAAAGGAGCCCACAUCUACAACAGACUCACUGACUUCAUCAAGAGUGAAUACCAAAGGCGAGGCUUUACCGAGGUCAUGACCCCCACUCUGUACAGCACUGCAUUAUGGGAACGCUCAGGCCACUGGGAGCACUACAGCGAGAACAUGUUUACUGUGACGUCAGAGGGCUCUCAGACCUACGCUCUCAAACCCAUGAACUGCCCUGCACACUGUCUCAUGUUCGAGCAGCGAGUCCGCUCGUGGAGGGAGCUUCCUCUGCGAUGGGCUGAUUUCGGGGCGCUGCAUCGUAAUGAACUCUCCGGCGCACUGGGAGGUCUCACUCGUGUUCGCCGGUUCUGCCAGGACGACGCUCACAUCUUCUGCACACCUGAGCAGCUGGAAGAAGAGAUUGUGGCCAGUUUGGACUUUGUGAGGAGUGUAUAUCAAGUGUUUGGGUUUUCUUUCCACUGCCUCCUGUCUACUCGUCCCACGCCGUGCCUCGGGGAGCCUGAACAGUGGGACAGUGCUGAGCAGCAGCUAGAGAGGAGUCUGCAGCACUUUGGUGAACGUUGGGAGUUGAAUGCAGGAGACGGAGCUUUCUACGGACCAAAGAUUGACAUUCAGAUCAGAGAUGCCAUUGGCCGACAACACCAGUGUGCCACGAUCCAGUUGGACUUCCAGCUGCCAAUCAGAUUUGAUCUUCAGUAUGUCGGGCGAGACGGACAGGAGCACAGGCCCGUGAUGAUCCACAGAGCGGUGCUGGGAUCCCUGGAGAGGAUGAUCGCUAUACUGGCUGAAAACUUUGGAGGGAAAUGGCCACUGUGGUUGUCGCCGGCGCAGGUCACAGUUAUUCCUGUAGGGGGCAACAAUGCGUCAUACUCCAAGCAGGUGGUCCGGCAGUUCCGUGAGGCUGGCUUCAUGGCUGAUCUCAGUGACGACGAGGGAGCCACCUUAAAUAAGAAGAUCCGCUCGGCUCAGCUGGCUCAGUACAACUACAUAUUUGUGGUGGGUGAUAAGGAGAGUGAGAGCGGAACAGUGAGUGUGAGGAGCAGACGGGGUAAACAGCUUGGGAGGAGGCCAACGGAGGAGGUGCUGACGUCCCUCACACAGCUACGAGACACAAGGAGCAACGUAGACGAGUUCUGAGGAAAACUUUCAGAACUAAUGAGCCACUGAUGUAAUUUAAUGUUUGUUUUACAUGUUAAAACUGUUGCACUUGAGGUUUGUCUGAAGAUUCGUCUGAAAUUUAUAAUAAAGUCAUAUAACUAA
This is a messenger RNA of Limanda limanda (common dab), 2284 nucleotides long. RefSeq names its product threonyl-tRNA synthetase 2, mitochondrial (gene tars2). Gene Ontology annotation, molecular function: ATP binding; threonine-tRNA ligase activity. Gene Ontology annotation, biological process: threonyl-tRNA aminoacylation. The transcript has 18 exons. Gene Ontology annotation, cellular component: cytoplasm. Lineage: Eukaryota; Metazoa; Chordata; Actinopteri; Pleuronectiformes; Pleuronectidae. Bases 17 to 2161 code for a protein of 714 amino acids. The record is from RefSeq and is a predicted model, not a curated record.